AUGUCAAUUGAUCAAUGUCAACAAUUAUACAUGGAUGCAACUUUUCGCACAGCCCCACGACCAUACGAGCAAGUUUUCACUAUACUUGGCGAGUACUACGGACGAGUAUUGCCACUGGCCAUCGUACUUAUGACAAAUAGGGCUAUUGGCCAUUUUUGGCAAGUGUUGCAAGUUCUCCAGCGUAAAAUUCGGCGUGCGACUGGAAGUGAAUGGGAACCCGAGGCAAUUGUAUGCGAUUUUGAGCAAGCCCUAAUCACUGCUAUCCAGACGGAACUACCUAACACCAGAAUAGAGGGAUGCUAUUUUCAUUUUAACCAGUCUCUCUGGCGCCAUGUCAAAGAUCUUGGUUUGACCCGGGCCUAUCGAAACCACGAGCGUGUGAAGAAGCUCAUUAGAAAAGUAAUGUCCAUCGGUUUUUUGCCAACAGCCAUCGUGAGAAAUAACUUUGCAUUACUGCGCACAGAAAAUAGGACACGGCGAUUGUUUAGGAGAUAUCCAGGUUUGGUGGAGUUUUUCAACUACGUAUUCAACAACUACAUCAAUGGAAACUUUCCUGUAACUUUGUGGAAUGUGUACGAUCGUGACAUGGAUUGCCGUACAAACAAUAACGCUGAAGGUAAUUGCAGUUGAUUUAUCAAUUAUUGUGAUUCGGUUUUCGCAUGAUAUGUAGAAUUAUCAAGCCGAAGUUUGUGUUAUCAACGUAGCCUAAGGUUGAGCUUAGUAACACGAACCGGAACAGAGGUCAUGAUAAUUCUCCAUAUCAAUAAUUGUUUUAUUAUUUAUUUAAAUGAUGGAACAGCCAAUAUAUUUACGUGUAUUCACAAUUCUUCAGUACUUCGACAGUCCUCAUGACGGCACUAUUUGUGUUUGAGAUGGCAGCAAAAAGACGAAAGUCUGAUAUCUCUAAAGUGAUUCUCAUUAAAAUCUUGUCGUUCAUAUGGGCGUGAUUGCUAAUGUGUUUCCAUGACAACCAUAUAAAAAUAACAAUUAUAUUGAAUCAACUCUGAGAUACAAACAGACUUUCAUGUUUUUGGUACCAUUCCAAGAACUACAAAAGUGGCAGCGUAACUCAAAACUCAAGACAUGAAAAACUGUAUAUAACUGCCUAUUUAUAUUCAUGCACGUUUGUCCACGUAUAUAUUACUUGCAAUUGUUCAAUUUAGUGGUUUUAUUAUUAAGGCUUUCAUCGCGCUUGGAACAACCGUGUGCAAGUGCGCCAUCCCAACUUGUGGAUCUUUAUAAGGCAUUUGAAGGAUCUUCAGGCUCAAACCAAUCAAGGCAUCCGUUCUAUGGAUAACGGUGGGCAACCCACACGAAGGCGUCGCCGCUGGCAACGGUUAGAAAAUCAACUUCAGAGAUUGAAGACCGACUACAUUAAUGGAGUCAGAGAUGUUCAGCGUUAUUGGAAUGCAGUAUCGCAUCUAGUAACUACAUUUUAG
Messenger RNA from Paramuricea clavata, 1439 nucleotides. Lineage: Eukaryota; Metazoa; Cnidaria; Anthozoa; Malacalcyonacea; Plexauridae. The record is from the annotation of a GenBank genome assembly.